UCCUAAUGUACAACCAAACCUCUCCUGGCACAGCUUGAGGUGAUAUUCUCUCAUCCUGUCACUAGUUGUGUGGGAGAAGAGGCCGAUCCACAGCUGGCUACAAUCUCCUGUCAGGUGGUUGCAGACAGUGGUAAGGUCACCCCCAAGCCUCCUUUUCUCUCGGCUAAACAAUUCCCGCUCCCUCGGCCGCUCCUCAUCGGACAUAUGCUCCCAACUUUUCACUGGACACGCUCCAGCACCUCAGUGCCCUCCCUGGAGUGAGGCGCCCAGAAGUGGGCACAGUAGUCGAGGCGGCCUCAGCGGUGCCGAGUACAGGGGAAGAAUCGCUUCCCUAGUCCUGCUGGCCGCACUGGUACAACGGUUUAAAAAUGUCUGAUCUGAAAGAUAUUGUACACAGAACCCAUUGUAUUGAAACUCUGCUGUCUGAGAACAAUUUACAAGAUAUUGAGGAUCAUCUUAAAGAACUUGCAGAUGUUGAUAUGACUGUAGAAUAUCUUCAGAGGACAGAAGUUACCAAGGCUGUAUAUAGAGUACUCAAGAGCUGCCCUUCAGGAGAGUUGAAAAAGAAAGCAAAGCAGUUAUUGUCAAGGUGGAAAACACUUUACAAGAAUAACUGUGCUCAGUCAAUGCAAGUUAAAAAGUCAGUUUCUGUGUAUGUGAAAGAAGAAAUUGAGCAUCUCAGUGUAGUUCCUAGAGAGCAGUUGCUGUCUGAAGGACCAUGUCAGCAGGAGGCAUUAGAUGGUACUAGCUCCAACACUUUGGUCCCAUCACAAACUUUAAAAAAUGUGGUACAUAACAAUGCAGAAGUCAGUAUUAAUCAGCAUUCUUCUUUUGAGGAGCAACACACUGUUCAUGAAGAUUCUAAAUCUGUUGUUAGCGAAGCAAGCCUGCAGCAGGACCUGAUGAGAGCUCUGAGGUGUAAAUGUGUGGAUCUUCUUUUCAAAGCUUUGAUUGGUUCUACCAAAGAUGAAGAAGAAACUGUUAAAUGGCUAGAGUUAGCUAAAGAAAUUGAAGAACAUAUUUUUGCUCUUCAUGCUAAAAAUGAUAAAAAGUAUAAAAAUUGCAUCAGAAGUAAAAUCUCUAACCUUAAGAACCCUAAAAGUUGCCACUUAAAGCAUAACCUUUUUUCGGGAACUUUGAGCCCAAAGGCGUUUGCUGAGAUGACAGUGAUGGAAAUGGCCAGUGAUGAACUGAAGCAGCUCAGGGCUCUGUACACAAAAUCAUCUGUUCAGGAACAUCAGCUUCCACAGGUGAUUAAUGGCACACAGACAAACAAAAUAAAGUGCAGACGCUGUGAAAAAUUUGAUUGCACUGUCACUAUGAUUGCCAGAGGAACUCACUUUCUUCCAGCUUGGGUGCGAAACACAAAUCCAGAUGAACAAAUGUUGACAUACGUUAUUUGUAAUGAAUGUGGAGAACAGUGGUAUCACAGCAGAUGGAUUUGUUUGUAACGCUGUCCCUCUAUAAUAAGGGGCUUGGAAACGUGUAUGACAACUUACCUCUGUUGAAACUCUGUAAUUUUGAAUUCUGUGCUGAUAUUGUGUGGGUGCUGCCACUAAAAACUGCAAUAUCAGUUUUAAAAAACUGUUGAUGUAUUUUUAAAGAUGGCUUGAAUGGAUCUUGCAUGUUUUUAAGUAAUGUAAAUAUGUAAAGAAAUAAAGGGUAAAAGGAAAAAAAUUGUUACACUGUAUCUGAGUGGCAUGUUUGCUAGUAAAUCCAUUAAAAUUA
Messenger RNA from Haemorhous mexicanus (house finch), 1728 nucleotides. It is a transcript of the gene TCEANC, whose product is annotated as transcription elongation factor A N-terminal and central domain containing. Gene Ontology annotation, biological process: DNA-templated transcription. Gene Ontology annotation, cellular component: nucleus. NCBI's taxonomy places the organism in Eukaryota, Metazoa, Chordata, Aves, Passeriformes, Fringillidae. The record is from RefSeq and is a predicted model, not a curated record. Bases 369 to 1451 code for a protein of 360 amino acids. The transcript is spliced from 2 exons.